CUAGCAAGGCCCAGGCGGACGGGACUGGGAGGCUCCGAGCGACAGGAGGCGGGGUCAGCACCGAGCUGGUCUCGGGCCGGGCGUGCCUAAGAAAAUCCUGCCCGUCCCGCGCUUUCCGAGCUCAGCGGGAGUUUGCUGCGUGAACCGCUUAAAGAACCAACGAAUGAAUGAGCCUCCUACUGGACUGGGGGCCUCGGGGCCCCGCGGGGCUGCGAAUCUCGCGGACGCUCCGGGCAUCGUGGGGAGCGCCGAGUCCUUUCCGCGCAAGCUGGGGCGCGGGUCUCCCCUGGCUCCUGGUGCCCGGAAUCCCGCGGUGGCGGGGGCGGCAGCGGGGCCGAGGGCGAGCGGAAGCCGAGGCGGCGCUCCGGGGAACCGCCCGGCAGCUGAGAACCUGGACUGUGAGCCGUGGGUCAGAGAGAAAGUGCUCUUUCUUCUGCACCCAGAGAGAUGGUUGGGGACUCCAGGGGACCCUGCACGGGAAGAAGUGGCCAGUGGGGAGGACCUUUUCCAGGCGGCCGGAGAGGACCGGAAACCCGACUGCCCGUCUCUCUUAACACGAGAAAAGCGAAUUUCUCGCAGCCGUGUAGACGCUCCUUUCAGAGCCCUGCCGCGGGACCCCGCAUCCCCACCCAAGUCCGUGCUCGUGCGGAUUGUGGACUAUCAUAUGACAGAAGAAGUCCUGUGGACCUCAUGGACGAAGGGCCAAAUGACCGCACGGACCGAGGAGCACUCCAUGAGCGCCAUCACUUUUCGCACCAACAGGGAGUGAAGCACCAGGCUGUGGGGCGCCAGGACUCCGGAGAACCCCCGGCUCUCCCUGCAUAAGGAGAGGCGCCCCGCGUCCACGCCGCGGGGAGAUCACCUCACGGUCCCCAACGACUGGAUUGCCCGAGGAUAUGAAACAGGAAAGAGGAGCCUGAGGAAUGUUGCGGGCUGGUGGAUGAGCAAUAAGCCUUAAGAAAAUGCUCUUCCGGGAACGCCAACCUGUAAUUAACCAACGGCAAGGACCUUUUAUGAGGCUGGGGCUGCGCUGCAAGGGGGCAGAUGACACCCCAGACAGAAAGAAGAACUGUGAGCAACAUAAUACCUCCUUUGUGUCUUAAAUACUGUGACGGUCUCGGGACCUAAGUCAUUGGUAAAGGGGAAAGAAAGGUAUUUUCAAAUUGGUAAAUUGUGGGCCAUUUGAAAUAAGAAAAUGUGUUGUUAAUUCUCACUUUGCAAUACAUCUCAACUGAUCUCUUUCCCUGCCUCCCCACUCUCUCUUUAAGACCUAAAAUCAGAAGUGAAGUUUUGAUUCAAAGGGAGUGGGAGUAGAUGGGGAGAGAGGCUUGUUUUAAAGCUGAAAAAGAAAGUAAAAAGGAAUGGGAAAAUUAAAAUA
Molecule: messenger RNA, 1378 nt
Organism: Callorhinus ursinus (northern fur seal)
Lineage: Eukaryota; Metazoa; Chordata; Mammalia; Carnivora; Otariidae
Gene: CUNH6orf141
Product: chromosome unknown C6orf141 homolog
Source: RefSeq, a predicted model, not a curated record